Messenger RNA from Kalmanozyma brasiliensis GHG001, 957 nucleotides. Its product is annotated as Aminoglycoside phosphotransferase. The record is from RefSeq and is a predicted model, not a curated record. The coding region runs from base 1 to 957 and encodes 318 amino acids. The transcript has a single exon. NCBI's taxonomy places the organism in Eukaryota, Fungi, Basidiomycota, Ustilaginomycetes, Ustilaginales.
AUGCUCGAUGAAUCAUCACUCCCCGUCACCCCUUACGAGCGGUCUUGGGACAAGAUCCACUGGACAGCCUUCACUAUAGCCGGAAAAAAAUGCUUCAUGAAACGCAGCGUUGACCCCCGCGAAUUCAGAGUCGACAGAGACAACCACAGGGUCGUCAGCUUUACCAACAGUGCCAAUGCUGUGCGCAACGAGAAGUUGGCCAUCGACUACGUGCGGGAACACACGAGCAUCCCCGUUCCCAACAUUGUCUUUUAUCUUGACGAGGGUGAUCGCGUCUACCUCGCAACCGAGGUGGUCGAAGGCGUCACCCUGGGGGACAUUGAGGAUCCCAAGGAUGAAUUCAAGGUGUGCAAGCAGCUCGACGCCUACGUCACGGAACUCGAGACUCACCGAUCGUCCAAGAUCCGCGGGUUUGGUGUCGACGUGUGCCUUCCUGUUCACAUGCACGACCUGAACAACCAGUACGAAUCAGAGAAGUACGUCGAGGUAGAAGGCGAUCCCUUUGUGCUUUGUCACGGCGACCUCCAUCCAGGCAACGUCAUUGUCGAUCCCGAAACGAUGAAGGUCAAAGCGGUGAUAGACUGGGAGUUUGCAGGAUACUAUCCCGCCAUCAUCGAUAACCGUCGAUACAAGAACUACCACCACUGCAUUGUUCACCUCGCGGAUGGCUCACUCGUGCCUCAAAUGACGCACGCCAAGAGGGCCAGGGAGCUCCUCAGGCGCUACGGGGUAUACUACAAGGAGGAAAUCCAGCGCGAGGGCCGCAUCGAGAUCGUCGACGGAGAGCCAGUCUACAGAUACCCAUCGCCAGACAAGGAACUGCCCGAUCCGAACAAGGUGUUCGUGGUUCCUCCCAUCGCUCUCAAUGCCGUGAAGAGGUCUUCUGAGGCUGAGGCCGAAGACAAGACCGCCGCCGACGCAGCACUUGCCACCGACGUAGAGCAGACUGUCGGUUGA